UUUUAACCCCAAGGCCAACAUCUGUUUCCUUCCUCUGCCAUUUAUCAUUACAUCCAGAGGUAACAUCCUGCCUCCGAGUCACCCAGCAGAUCCAGGGGUCAAGAGAAAAUAGUCACAGGUUCUCCUGUAGGGCACAGGUGAAACAUGAACAUAACAGAAGACAUAGAGGACACCAAAAAUCUGAUGCCCACUGAGAGGAAGUCCACCUGGAGGUCAGCUGAGGAGAGACGAAUGUCUGACCUCACCCGAGUGCUGGAGUGGCUGGAGCGGAGGCAGGGAAAGAAGAAGCGUGCCCUCCAGAAAAAGGAAGAAGAAGCAAGCCAGACAAACGAGAAGAUCGGAAAGAAAACCCCAGCCCCUAAGAAGAAGCUAGACAGACCUGGGCACAAAGUAACCUUCCACAAGACCCUAGUUCCACGUACGGUCAAGAAGCAGGACGUCAGUGCUUACCACAAAGGGCCAGACUUAAAGGUCAAGCGCACAAGCUUGACCUCUUCCAGCUUCAGCAGGGAUACUCUUAAGAAGUCUGGGGAGCUCGCAACUGCACGCGUGACAUCUAUAACUACAGAAUUAGACAUCAAGGAUGUCAUCGCAUUAGAAACCAACACCCGGGUAAGCCCAUUCCGCAGACAGAGCUCCGUAGACCCUAUACUUCAGGAAACCAUGUUUGGCAACCGGAGGGUGGGCCUCUGGGCAAACAAGGCUCCUGAAAACCCUUAUGAACGCAAGCUGAAGAGCCUCAUGGAGAAGGGUACAGAGCCCAAGAUAGAGAGCUCCAAGAUGCUGAAGCCAGAGGAGGUGCUGAGCUGCCGGUACCUGCGUUUGUCCAAGAACAACAUCAAGACCUUGAUCAAGCUGUGCAAGGAUGCGGGGAUGGAUGUGGACAUCCAUCCACACAUGGUGGAGAGCGACAUAGACUCAAAGACCAUAUUCAAGAAUCAGCAUGCCGUAUCACUGUAGCUGCACUGCCAGCUGGAGGCUCACCCCAUGAGGGCCAGCCACCUUGUAGACCAGCUUCUGUAGACCUCGCCAGGAGAACAAGUCAAAUGCAUCAUCACUUGCAGGUGUCAUCUUUGUCCUCGGCUCUACACUACAUCACCUGGGGAGUAACUGGGAAGAGAAAGCUUGCUGGACAUAGUGGCAUUCUCCUGUCUGCCAGCACAGGUAGAGACCAAGGGGAUCAAGGGCUCCAGUUCAAAGCCAGAUUGGGGCUCCAAGAAGGCCCUGUCUAGGACAUCAGAAUGGACUGGGGGGAGUACAAAAGUUGUUUGUUUUGUUGUUUGGGUUUUCUGUUUUGGGGAUUUUGUUUUGUUUUUGCCUCUCAGAAGAAAACAUUUCUUAAGCAAGAAAGUAGGUUUUAAGUCCCCAUGGGAAGCUCAGAGAGGAGAAAAAGUCGGACAGCUGUCUGGAGACACAUCACUGCCGUAUGAGGGACAUAACUGUAGGGAACAGGCCCUCAUGUAGGCCUGAGGCUGGUGGCUGAAGUUCUCUCUUGCAAGGGCUGACUCCAUGACAACACAGAUUUUAUCAUUCACCUUUCCUCACUGGGCGUGCUGCAUGGCUUGCUGGAUUCCUCUCAUGGUCCACUAAAGCCCCACGUCCACCUGCAGAGCUCAUCUGGUUGUACAGAAGCUCUGUUGCACGCGCUCUGGGACCUCUGUGAAACCUGAAGUUGCCAGGGGAAAGCUAGUACAGCCCUCACUCCCAGGGAAGUGCACAGGCUGGGUAAUCCCUAGAGGGUGCCUGGGAUCCUGCUAAUCCCAAAGACAGAAGGGUGAGCAGGGAGGAACCCUGGGCACAAAGUGAGGUCAAAUCCCUGGAGAGGAGAUCUUAGUGUGCUAAAGAAGAAAGGCUUCCCAGAGGAGGUGUCUACUUUAACUGAGAAAUAAGAGGGCCCGGAUCUGUAUGAGAGUGGUACGGGCAGGCAGAGGAAACAGAGCUUGCAGGGCCUCGGGGGCUAGGACAAUACAGCAGUUAGGAACCUGUAGUUAAGUGUGGUGGAGGGGACACUGAAGAAAGUCAGGUGUAUGGAGGUUGUAAGCCUUGCUUUGCAACUCUCCAGUGGGUACCCACUGUUGGGUGACGGCCCAUUACAAGGCUGAGGAAUGGUGUGAGUAGGAGCGUGCAUGCUCCUGCCUCUGUAUGACUCGAACUCUGGAGAGAGGGGAGACUUAAAAUGCUCAUCAACAGGAAUCCAUAAGUACCACAAUCACACUACAGGAAACUACAGAGGUGGCCCAGCAUCUGUGGUGACAAGGGCCAGCCUGACAUAUCUAAAGAUGUGAGGAAGGAGAGGGGUAGGACCGACUGGGCCUGUGGCCUUCCUUCUGGAGUCCCCAUGAGAGGGAUGGGAGUAGUAGGGGAGACCUCUCCUCUGCCCCCUUGGAGGAAAUGUUCAUAGAAAGAAAGGAACAUCUGGAAGUUAACUGGAAGUUAACAUCUGGAAUUGUAACAAUGAGCUAUUGCCAUGUAACAAUAAAAGCACCCACUUU
Psammomys obesus (fat sand rat) is the source of this 2492-nucleotide messenger RNA. RefSeq names its product chromosome unknown C16orf78 homolog (gene CUNH16orf78). Bases 145 to 960 code for a protein of 271 amino acids. The record is from RefSeq and is a predicted model, not a curated record. The transcript is spliced from 6 exons. NCBI's taxonomy places the organism in Eukaryota, Metazoa, Chordata, Mammalia, Rodentia, Muridae.